AUGAACAACAUUUUGAAAACUGGCUAUUUAAUAUUAAGUAUAUUAGGAGCAAUUUGGGUUCUUUAGAUACUAUUUUAGUUUUUUAGGAUAAUUUAUGUUCAUUUUAGAAACCUUUCAACAGUCCUUUAAAAAUAUAAGAAUGAUGAUACUGUAAAAGGAAACUAUGCUGUAAUCACAGGCAGCACUGAUGGUAUAGGAAAGGGAUAUGCUUAAGUUUUGGCAAAAGAAGGAUUUAACAUUUUAUAAAUAUCUAGAAAUCCCACUAAGCUAUAGAAUGUAGAGAGCGAGCUUACUAAAAUCAACCCAAACAUUAGAGUUAGAAAUAUUAUUAUGGAUUUCGAAAAACCUGACUACAAAAUGGUAGAACAAUAACUAAAACAAUACCAAAUAUCUUUAUUAAUAAACAAUGUUGGUACAGGUGAAGGAGGAAAUUUUGAAGAAAUGGCUGAUGAGUAUAAUGAGUCCUUGAUCAACUUGAAUAUUAGAUCAAUAAUCUACCUUACAUAGAUAGUUGUUAGAAAUUAUAAUAAAAAUACUUAAAAAAAUCGCUUAGGAAUAAUUAACUUAAGCUCUUUUUGUGGAACUCUUCCUUAGGGUUUUGGUUCAUUUUAUAGUGCAACUAAGGCAUUCGAUGAUUUCUUGAGUCGUUCAUUAAGUUAGGAAUACUCUAAAAAGCAAAUAGAUGUUCUUUCCUUAAGAAGUUUAGUUGUCGACACUCCUUUGAUUAACAAAGGAAGUAAACAAAAUAAUAAAUUAUCUAAAAUCGGAGCUAUCAAUCCUAUCUAAGCAGCAGAAGGGGCUUUAAAAUGGCUUGGAGUUGCUUCAUACUCAAACGGUCAUAUCUCUCAUUCCCUCUAAAGCUUUUUUGUAUAUAAUUUUAUACCUUAAAAGCUCUUCCUUCCAAUUUUUGCAGAAUAGUCAAGAGUAUUUUAUCAAAAUGUUAAUGAAGGACACAAAAAAAGCAUGUGA
Molecule: messenger RNA, 969 nt
Organism: Tetrahymena thermophila SB210
Lineage: Eukaryota; Ciliophora; Oligohymenophorea; Hymenostomatida; Tetrahymenidae
Product: oxidoreductase, short chain dehydrogenase/reductase family protein
Exons: 1
Molecular function (GO): oxidoreductase activity
Source: RefSeq, a predicted model, not a curated record